AUGAACGGGGCGAGAUAUGGUGCAUCUGAUUUCUCCGAAAAGCCCAUCCCAUUCCCAAAGAUCGAUGAAGAGAUAAGCAGUCACGAGAAAGACAAAGAUGCCACCAAGUCCAAGAAACGCGGCGAAGGCCAUCCCGGUCACAAGAGAUCGGUUUCUGGAAACAUACUAUCUCGGUUGAGCUUCUUGCGCACCAACAGCGAUCAGGACAAAGACAAGAGCGAUGGCAGCGACAAAAAUGGGGCUCAAUUGCUUCCCCGGGGUCGCGGUGCCAUGGCCAUGGCAGAAGCCCAGUUGCAGAGCAAGCGCAAGAGGAAAGGCUCUUUACGAAAAACCGUUCUCGGCAAGGGACGAGAUAGAAAGGCCUCUGACAUGAAGAAAUCCCCGCUGUCAAGUGCCAGAUCCGCGCCCGCGCAGACACCGGACCAGGACCAGGACCAGGACCAGGACCAGGCGCCCACUCCACGAGCAAGCACUGACCUCAGUCUGUCGGGCCCGGCCUCUCCAGAAUCCCCUCCAUCGUGGCCUUUUAGAACCCUCUCCAGAGUUUCCAUUCCUUCGAUUCGAAGCAGCACUGCUUCCAUUGAUCCCGCAUCCUCCGCAGCCUCGAUUGUCAGUCCUACCAUGGCCACGGACGCGUCAACCGACGAUGAGGAUCUUGUUCUCCCACAAAUGCCCUCCCUGCGCAAGAUACCCUCCGCAGCCUCCUCCUUUGGAGAUUCCUACUUUCCCAUCCAGGAUCCGGUACGCCGCAUGUUCGGCUCGCGCGCUCGCUCUCCCCUUGCCUCCCAGCCACAAUCUACAGCCGGUACGCCCCCGAAUGAGGAAGCAUGGGACUACUCGGAGACUGCGUUCUGGGGAUAUGUGAUUCUGGUAGUGACCUGGAUCGUCUUCGUAGUUGGAAUGGGCUCCUGUUUUGGGGUAUGGUCAUGGGCUUGGGACGUGGGAGAGACACCCUACGCUCCACCGGAACUGGAGGAUGAUCCAACCUUGCCCAUCGUCGGUUAUUAUCCCGCAUUGCUGGUUUUGACCUGCGUGAUGGCCUGGGUAUGGGUGGUGGUGGCUUGGGUUGGGAUGAAAUACUUCAGGCACGCGGAUUUCAAGGGCGACGAUUGA
Molecule: messenger RNA, 1113 nt
Organism: Exophiala aquamarina CBS 119918
Lineage: Eukaryota; Fungi; Ascomycota; Eurotiomycetes; Chaetothyriales; Herpotrichiellaceae
Exons: 1
Coding region: 1-1113 (370 amino acids)
Source: RefSeq, a predicted model, not a curated record